AUGCGCAAGGACGUCAGGAUUUUACUGGUGGGGGAACCCAAGGUGGGAAAGACGUCGCUCAUCAUGUCCCUCGUCAGUGAGGAGUUCCCAACUGUGGUUCCUUACCGAGCUGAGGAAAUAACCAUACCUGCUGAUGUCACUCCAGAGAGAGUCCCCACACAUAUUGUGGACUAUUCAGAAGCCGAGCAGACAGACGAGCAGUUGUUCCAGGAGAUCUCAAAGGCUAAUGUGAUUUGCAUCGUGUACUCUGUUAACAAUAAGACAUCAAUUGAGAAGGUGACCAGCUACUGGAUUCCCCUCAUUCUUGACAACACGGACAAAGAUAGCAGGGUUCCUCUUAUCCUGGUGGGAAACAAGUCAGACCUGGUGGAGCACAGCAGCAUGGACACUAUCCUUCCCAUUAUGAACCAGUAUAGCGAGAUCGAAACCUGCGUUGAGUGCUCAUCAAAGAAUCUGAAGAAUAUCUCAGAGCUGUUCUACUAUGCCCAAAAGGCUGUCCUUCAUCCAACAGGCCCACUCUACUGUCCAGAGAAAAAAGAUAUGAAGCCGCUUUGUGUAAAAGCAUUGACCCGAAUCUUCAAAGUGUCUGACUUGGACAACGACGGUAUUCUCAAUGAUAAUGAGCUCAAUUUCUUUCAGAGAACAUGUUUCAAUAUGCCAUUGGAGCCACAGGCGUUAGAGGAUGUUAAAAAUGUCGUAAGGAAAAAUUUAAGUGACGGAGUGUGUGACAAUGGACUCACUUUAAAAGGCUUCCUGUUCCUCCAUACACUAUUCAUCCAGCGAGGUCGCCAUGAAACCACGUGGACAGUGCUGAGGAGGUUUGGAUACGACGACGACCUGGAACUCAAUCAGGACUAUCUCUUUCCUCCGUUGAAAGUUCCUCCCGACUGCACCACAGAACUCAACCACACAGCCUACCUCUUCCUGCAGAGUGUCUUCGACAAACAUGACAAGGACCGUGACUGUGCCUUGUCACCAGAGGAGCUAAGGGACCUGUUUGAUGUUUUUCCCUACAUGCCCUGGGGUCCUGACGUCAACAACACAGUGUGCACCAAUGAGCAGGGCUGGAUCACCUACCAGGGCUAUCUCUCACAAUGGACGUUGACAACAUAUCUGGAUGUGCAGCGUUGCUUGGAGUAUUUGGGCUACCUUGGUUAUUCAAUCAUUGCUGAGCAAGAGUCCCAGGCGGCAGGAAUGACUGUGACCAGGGAUAAGAAGAUUGACCUGCAGAAGAAGCAGACACAACGAAGUGUCUUCCGCUGCAACGUCUUUGGAGAUGUUGGCAGCGGGAAGAGCGGCUUCCUCCAAGCCUUUCUGGGGAGAAACUUGAUGCAGCAGCAAAUGAUCAAAGAAGAACAUAAAUCCUACUAUGCCAUCAGCACAACCUUUGUUUAUGGUCAAGAGAAAUACCUUCUUCUUCAUGAAGUAUUUCCUGACAUGGACUACCUGUCUGAUGCUGAUCUGGCCUGUGACAUCAUUUGCUUGGUGUAUGACGUCAGCAACCCGUACUCUUUUGAUUACUGCGCCAAAGUUUUCAAGCAAUACUUGAUGGACUGCAAGAUUCCGUGCAUGAUGAUUGCGGCCAAGUCGGAUCUGCCUGAGACCAAACAGUUCUACGGCUGCAGCCCUCUGGAGUUCUGUCGGAGGCACAAAAUGCCUCCUCCGCAGUCUUUUACGUGCAAUACUGCAGGAACGCCUAACAGAGACAUCUACACCAAACUCAGCACCAUAGCCAUGUACCCCCACGCACGACUGCGCUGUAUGUGCACUUGUAACCGUUGCACCUUCUGCUUGUGUCAGAACCUGCUCAACUCCGAGCUGCUGCAGACGGUCAGGGCCAAACUCCACGCUGUGGUUCUCCGCAGACACAUGAGCCAAGCGGACUUGAAGAGCUCCACCUUCUGGCUGAGCGCAGGUGUCGGGGCCACUAUGUUUGCCGUGCUGGGUUUCACAAUGUACAGAGUUCUUCUCAAAGCACGGUGA
Molecule: messenger RNA, 1983 nt
Organism: Nerophis lumbriciformis (worm pipefish)
Lineage: Eukaryota; Metazoa; Chordata; Actinopteri; Syngnathiformes; Syngnathidae
Source: RefSeq, a predicted model, not a curated record